UAAGAAAACCCAUUUGGAUCCCGAUUCCAAAACUCCAAACGCACUUCAAAAAUAACAGUGACUCUCUGACUAGGGUUGCUCUUCUCUCUGAAUUUUUACUGCAAUGAAGCUCGCUGGACUGAAAUCCGUCGAGAACUCCCACGACGAGUCGGUAUGGGCGGCCACGUGGGUCCCAGCCACCGAGACCCGACCCGCUUUGUUGAUGACCGGGUCACUGGACGAGACCGUUAAGCUAUGGGGCUCCGACGAGCUGGUCCUGGAGCGAACCAACACCGGGCACAGCCUGGGAGUGGCCAGCGUGGCAGCUCACCCCUCGGGACUCAUCGGCGCGUCGGCCUCACUCGACAGCUUCGUGCGUGUCUUCGAUGUCGACACCAACGCCACCAUCGCCACUCUCGAAUCUCCUCCCUCUGAAGUCUGGCAAUUGCGCUUCAAUCCUGAGGGUUCUACUCUGGCAGUCGCUGGUGGGGGUAGUGCAUCAAUCACCCUUUGGGACACUGCCACAUGGGGUCAGGUUGCCACUCUACCUAUUCCUCGUCCAGAAGGUCCCAAGCCCUCUGAUAAAAGCGGCAGCAAGAAGUUUGUCCUGUCUGUUGCCUGGAGUCCUGAUGGGAGACGACUUGCUUGUGGCUCAAUGGAUGGCACCAUCUCUGUUUUUGAUGUAGCUCGUGCCAAAUUUUUACACCACUUGGAAGGCCACUUCAUGCCUGUGAGGUCUCUUGUGUACUCCCCUAUUGAACCACGCCUACUCUUUUCCGCCUCAGAUGAUGCACAUGUGCACAUGUAUGAUUCUGAAAAGAAAUCCCUGGUUGGAGCCAUGUCAGGUCAUGCUAGUUGGGUAUUGAGCUUGGAUGUAAGCCCAGACGGGCAAGCUCUUGCAACAGGUUCAAGUGAUAGAACUGUGAGGCUCUGGGAUCUUAACAUGAGGGCAGCUGUGCAGACAAUGAGCAAUCAUACAGACCAGGUCUGGGGAGUGGCAUUUCGACCACCAGGAGGGACUGGUGUGCGGUCUGGUCGGCUUGCUAGUGUAUCAGAUGACAAGAGCAUAUCACUGUACGAUUAUUCCUGAAGUAGCAAGCCAAGUGUAGGGCGUUGACUUUGAUUUGCGUUUGUUGUAAGAUGUUACUAACUUCUUGUGCUAUUGUUUAUCACAUUGAUUUCAAGAAAAUAUUUGGUUUACUUCCUA
Messenger RNA from Quercus robur (English oak), 1186 nucleotides. Its product is annotated as WD repeat-containing protein VIP3. Bases 104 to 1069 code for a protein of 321 amino acids. The record is from RefSeq and is a predicted model, not a curated record. Gene Ontology annotation, cellular component: Cdc73/Paf1 complex. Gene Ontology annotation, molecular function: protein binding. The transcript has 2 exons. NCBI's taxonomy places the organism in Eukaryota, Viridiplantae, Streptophyta, Magnoliopsida, Fagales, Fagaceae.